AUUGAUAUUACUGUCGAGUAUAGCAAAUACUACCCGGCAACUAGUUACUUUUUUAUUUAUUCUGGCCAGGUUAGGUCAUUCACCAGUUAUUCAAUAUUAAUUAAUUAAUAAUUACAUAAAUAGAUAUUAAGUUAUUAGUUAUAGGCAAAUAAUCAAUAAUGACUGAUCAGUACUUGACAGCACUAAUUAUUUCUACUAUUAAAUUGUAUAAGCUUCCUAGCUAGUUGUUGUUAGAUCCUUGAAAACUAUCCAGUUAGAAUAAUGUGAAUUUUUGAUCUCAAAUCAUUUGGAAUUCUGUGUAAUUAAUAUAUAUUUUUACACUUCAAUACCUAAGGAAAAGUCAUCCCAGAAAGUGCACAAUGAUAAAAUAUUUUAGUCUCAUUACACUUAAGAAAGUUACACUAUAUUUAUUGUGCAUCAUUGGUUUAGUAUUUUUUUGUGAAUAUGGCAUCUUUUACGUGGUUUUAUCACAAUGCAAUUGGCCUUCUGAUAGUAACAUGACAUCAGAGCAACCUGUUAAAGUAAUGUUUUUAGCUGACACUCAUUUACUUGGUACGAGGAAAGGACAUUGGCUUGAUAAGAUGAUACGAGAAUGGGAAAUGGGAUGUGCUUUUCAAACUGCUAUCAAAUUACAUAAACCAGAACUUAUUUUUAUUUUAGGUGAUUUAUUUGAUGAAGGAUUAUGGAGUAGUGAAAGAGAUUUCAACUCAUAUGUAGAAACAUUUAAAUAUUUGUUUUCAGUACCAUCAGCUAUACAAUUAUAUACUAUUGUUGGUAAUCAUGAUAUUGGUUUCCACUAUAGCAUAACACCACAUCUUGAAAGAAGGUUUAAUAAAGUGUUUAAUACUAGUUCAGUAGAAUUGAUCAGUAGACGUAAUGUUCAUUUUGUAUCAAUAAAUAGUAUGGCUAUGGAAAUGGAUGGAUGUUUUUUAUGUCAUGCUGCUAAAUUAAAACUAAAUAUCAUCUCCAAGCGAUUGAAAUGUAGCCAAAAUGAAAAUAAAUGUUCAAAAACAAUGAUGCUAGAUGGAAAUUAUAGUAAACCAAUACUAUUACAACAUUUUCCUCUGUAUAGAAAAAAUGAUAUGGCGUGCAAUGAACCGGAUUCAGCCUCAUUAAAAGAAAAAGAAAAACUUUUUCGCGAGGGCUGGGAUUGUUUACGCAAAGAUGCAACAGAAAAGUUAUUGAAAGUGGUACAGCCUCGACUAGUUUUUGGCGGACAUACUCACCACGGUUGCCAUAUCCAACAUGCAAAUGAAGUUCACGAAUACAGUAUAUCUUCAUUUAACUGGAGAAAUAAAUAUAAUCCUAGUUAUAUGCUUGCAUUAUUCUCUAUGAAUAAUUAUUCCAUUGAAACAUGUCAUAUGCCUCAAGAACAUACAAUUGUAUUUAUUUACUUCACAUCAAUUAUGAUUUUUUUAUAUUUUAAGGUAUUAAAAUUCAAACAAACUUCUUUAAUCAACAAUAAUCACCAUCUAUUUCAUCGUAAAAAAACAAAUGAUUAGUAUACCAUAAUUUAUUU
Messenger RNA from Rhopalosiphum maidis (corn leaf aphid), 1519 nucleotides. It is a transcript of the gene PGAP5, whose product is annotated as metallophosphoesterase 1. Gene Ontology annotation, biological process: GPI anchor biosynthetic process. NCBI's taxonomy places the organism in Eukaryota, Metazoa, Arthropoda, Insecta, Hemiptera, Aphididae. The transcript has 9 exons. The record is from RefSeq and is a predicted model, not a curated record. Gene Ontology annotation, molecular function: hydrolase activity. Bases 360 to 1502 code for a protein of 380 amino acids.